Molecule: messenger RNA, 1414 nt
Organism: Impatiens glandulifera
Lineage: Eukaryota; Viridiplantae; Streptophyta; Magnoliopsida; Ericales; Balsaminaceae
Product: p21-activated protein kinase-interacting protein 1-like
Exons: 3
Coding region: 74-1099 (341 amino acids)
Molecular function (GO): protein binding
Source: RefSeq, a predicted model, not a curated record
UAAACCCUAGGCAUAUACGAUCGACUUCUUCUGACCGGAGAGAAAGUUCAGGAAUCCAAAUAGAGAGUUGAAGAUGAGUUUAGUUGCAGGUUCAUACGAGCGGUUCAUAUGGGGAUUCAAGCUCAAAACCCUAAAGAAAUCUCAAGAACUAACCUUAACUCCGAUAUUCUCCUUUCCCUCCCACCUUUCCGCCAUUAAAUCAGUCGCCGUCUCCGGUACUGUUGCAGCCUCCGGUGGUUCUGACGACUCCGUUAAAAUCUACGACCUUGCCGCCUGCACUGAGAUUGGAUCACUAGCAGAUCAUUCCGCCACUGUCACCGCCCUCUCAUUCUACACACCUCCUUCUAUUGGUUUCCCACGUAACCUCAUCACCGCAUCCGAGGACGGCGCCGUAUGUAUUUACGAUGCCGAUCCGUUCGUCCACCUCAAGACUAUUAAGGCGCACAAAAAGGGAAUUAAUGAUCUUUCUGUUCAUCCUUCAGGAAAGUUAGCCUUGACUGUAGGGAGAGAUGCAUGCUUGUCGAUGAUGAAUUUGGUGAGAGGUAGGCGUAGCUUCUAUUGUAGGAUGGGGAAGGAAGCUUCAAUUGUUAGGUAUAACUUUAGUGGAGAUAAAUUCUUCAUGGUAACGGAUGAGAAGAUUUCAGUUCAUGAAUCGGAGGAUGCUAGGUUAAGCUUGGAAUUGGAUAGUCAAAAGAAGGUUCUUUGUGCAUCUCCAGGCAUGGGUGGGCUUUUGUUUACUGGUGGUGAAGACCGUGGCAUAAAAGCAUGGGAUACUAGUAGUGGAAAGAUGGCUUAUUGCAUUGAAGAUGCACAUUCAGCUCGUGUUAAAGGGAUUGUUGUACUUACUGGUGGUGAAACUGCUGCUGAGGAUGAUGAUCUUCCUUAUUUGAUUGCAUCUGCAUCAUCUGAUGGUGUUGUACGAGUCUGGGAUGUAAGAAUGACUGCCAACAAUGAGAAAUCAACUCCAUUGGCUGAAGCCAGUACGAAAUCAAGGCUAACAUGUUUGGCAGGAUCCACUCUCAAAUCUUUGAAACAGACACGACCCAAAAACAGUGAUGCCAAGAAUGAUGAAGAUGAUGCUAUGGUGGAAGAUUUGUAAGUCAAGUUCUGAAUACUUGGGGUUGGUUGGUUCAUGCCCUACACAGUUUUGAUGUUCAAUUCUUUUCCUUUUUUGUAUAUUGUUAAUUUGGAUUGGAGUGUGGUGCCUUAUCAGAUUAUCUUUAGUUACAAUGGGUUAGAAAUCGAUGUUGCUAAAUGUUUGUCUUUUCGAACUCACUUGGAUGGAAAUUCUCACUUAUGGUUGGAAUCUAACAACUCCAUUUGUUAGGAGGGGAAUUUAAAUAUGAGUAAGUUUAAUGAAAUUCUAUUCACAUUUGUUAUGAUUAUGCACAAGUAUAUUAUUAUUUUUGUAGAG